Aspergillus pseudonomiae is the source of this 849-nucleotide messenger RNA. RefSeq lists its product as uncharacterized. The transcript has a single exon. Lineage: Eukaryota; Fungi; Ascomycota; Eurotiomycetes; Eurotiales; Aspergillaceae. The coding region runs from base 1 to 849 and encodes 282 amino acids. The record is from RefSeq and is a predicted model, not a curated record.
AUGGGCCAUAAGAGAAGUGGAACCUUCGCAUACUACGUUCAGGUUCAGGACGACACUCAGUCUGCCUUCAUGGAGACCCCUUCGAGAGACGCGCUGAUUAAACUCUCUACUAACUCAGGUUUAACGCGGGAUGCAUCUGCACCUCAGGAGCUGAGCCCUCAGCUAAAGCAAAAGCUUGAAAAGGACCCGGAGCUUAUUAGGCUGCAACACGAACGCGAUUCGCUUCGAGGCCAGUUGAUAUCUAUGUAUCACCAGUUACAUAAGGGUCGAGAAACGGACUUAUAUCGGAGUUUCAAGGAAGCACAGAACAGAGUCCGGGCGAAAAGGAAGAAGCUUCAUCAGUCCGCCAAAGAUGAGCAAUAUAGUCAGUUCUUCGAGAGUAUUGGAAAUCGGAUUAUUGAACAUAAUUACCAAGGCGAGCCGAUUAAGUUUGAAUAUGACACCUCACAUGUGGUACCGGAGAGAAGAGCCCUCGCAGAGCUUGAGUUUAAAAACAGAGAUGUGGACAAUAUCAACGAUGCAGAACUGGUCGAGGACCGUAUCCGCUCUCUUGAGUUGCGCAUAGCUCUGCACCAGCUUGAUGUUCCGAUAGCAUUGCAGAAGCGAAUCCGCUUCGACCAGCCUCCAGCGGCAAGGGUGUCUGAGAAUACUCCUCCGUCUCCAUUGAGUUACAGUGGGCUCGAGUGCCCAGUUUGCCUUGGUCGCUCUGGCAUUCACGCUAGAGCAAAAGCAUAUCAAUACGCUCGAAAGGAUACACUACAAAGACACUUUACAACACAUAAGCUACCGGCAAAAUUUCCGAAAGGUCGCACGUGCGACUACCCUGGUUGUGAUGUAGUUUUAUACUGA